CAACGCUGAGUCAACUUAUAAAAUCAGACUACUCGAUAAAUUACUAAUAGUGUGAAUCAAGUCUUCAGAAUGAAAAAUAUAUUGACAAUUUUUGUUUUCUUGAUAUUCUUGAUAGAAAUAUUCGCUCAAAUGGGCGGAGAAUCUGAAGGUAUGGAUGGAGAAAUGGGUAGUGAUAUGGAAGCAGAAAUGAGCGGUAGGGGCAUGGGUCCACCCGGAAUGGGUCCCUGUGGAAUGGGUCCCCCUGGAAAGGGUCCUAAUGGAAUGGGACCACCUGGAAUGGGUCCACCUGGAAUGGGACCACCUGGAAUGAGAGGAAAAGGGGAACCGACGCGUGAACAACCAAGUAAUUCAACAGCUGCCAGCAACUCUAAAUGAUAAAUGUAAUGGUAUUAUCAAGAAAAAUAGUUUAAGCCAAUUUAAAUUAGGGUGUGGUUUCAAUAAAAUAUAUUAGUUUUGA
Messenger RNA from Leptinotarsa decemlineata (Colorado potato beetle), 457 nucleotides. RefSeq lists its product as uncharacterized. The record is from RefSeq and is a predicted model, not a curated record. NCBI's taxonomy places the organism in Eukaryota, Metazoa, Arthropoda, Insecta, Coleoptera, Chrysomelidae.